AAGAAGGGUAGUUUCGCCAGUAGGUCAGAAUUCACUGAAUCGUUGAUCAGAGAUGAAGUUCGUUUUUUGUGCUGUUGUGGUGGUAGCUGUGAGCUAUAUUAAUUUUGCGGAAAGUGUAAAUUUGAAACAUAUCAAAAGUCCACCAGCAAAAUGUGUUGCCAGCGAAAAUGUUGUCCGUGACUAUGGGCAAGUGUAUUAUCCCCCAAACCUUUGUCGAAAAAUACACUGUUUUCCAGGCGGAAUGGUUAUGGAAAUCAGGUGUAUAACGAAAGUUCCAGAAGGUUGCCGGGCCAAGUUUCCCGAGUGCUGCUCCGAUAAGUUCAUUUGUAAAGAUGACGGCAAGAAAAGUCAUCCAAAUAUCACCCUUUCCGCAAAUCUCAAUUGCAGGGCAGGAGUACAUAGUUUUAUUUAUAAUUAUAUUCGAAUAAAUUAUUUUAUGAAACAAUUGACUAUAAUCAUUUAA
Messenger RNA from Hermetia illucens (black soldier fly), 463 nucleotides. RefSeq lists its product as uncharacterized. Bases 53 to 463 code for a protein of 136 amino acids. The record is from RefSeq and is a predicted model, not a curated record. The transcript is spliced from 3 exons. Lineage: Eukaryota; Metazoa; Arthropoda; Insecta; Diptera; Stratiomyidae.